GCCUGCGUCAUCAAAUUUUGAGUACACAUAUGGGGUGGAAAAAUUUGCAAAUUUUGAGGAAGCUAGCCAUAACAUACUAUACCAAAUGCCAAUUAUGAGCAGCCAGCCAUUUAACAUACCCGGGAUUCCCGAGGAUCUACGUCGUGAUGAAACAGUUCACCAGAUUGUUGAUUCCCUAGAGUACCUGGACAAGAUCGCCAAUGAAAUCUUCACUAGGAUUCACACACGCGUCUCAAAUAACCAGGCCCAUUUGCAGAAAAUAAAUGACAGAGUAAGCCUUGCUGAGGCGAAAAUUAGUAAAAUAAGCGGAAGUAAGAAAGCAACUAAUGUGUUCGCAUCUGCAAAGUAUCCCGCACAAGACACUACAGAAUUUUACGAAACUGUAUUUAAACCAGAUGCUAAGUUGAGAAGUCCGAAGAGACAGAGUUACCAUGUUCAGGAUAAGCAUAAAGUGGUAGAUGAGACAGUUUUAAAAGAUAAGCUCCAGUACUAUCAUGUUAAAGGAGGCAGGAAGAAAAAGUCAGGCGCAGAUCGUGGAGAGGGUUUAGGCGGUUUGCCGAAGGAAAUACCAUCUGUCAGUGCCUUACUACUAUUUAAUACAUCUGAAAAUCCAUACAAGAAAUAUGUUAUAAAGGAUCCACUAGGUGUGGUCACAAAGACUCGUACAGCUUUAGAAGAGGAGGACUCUGGCAUGGCAGAGGCCCCAAACACGAUCAAAACUAAUGAAGAGUUACAGCGUUUACAAGCAGAUAAUUAUUUCUACGUGCCGGGAAUUGGAGACGUCCCAGAACUAGAUUUGCCAAUUGCACUGCCAAAUCUGUUAGGUGUGGCAGAUGAUAUUACCUUCAGUGCGGACCAAGACAGUUCCAUCGCGCCAACAGUGAUGGGUAGUCACAUGCCAGAACUGCCUACAGUAGUACCAACAUCUGAGCCUCUGCCAGCUGGCCCUGCCACAGAGGGUGGUCCACCACCCCCACCAGCAGGGCCUCCUCCGCCGGAACCACCACCACCACCGCCUCCGACUGGUGCACCCCCUCCACCACCACCUCCUCCAGGUUUGUAUAGCGUUUCAAAAAGUUUAAUUUAACAUUGUUGCAAAAAUUUUAUGCUCCUGAAGGGUGAGCAUAUAGUUGCCGCUUUGUCCGUCCGUCCAUCACAUUUUUGUCCGGAGUAAACUUGAAGAAAAGUAUUAAUGGCAUUUGAUUGAAACUAAGCAUAAUCAUUGAGACAAAGUGCAGUGUCAAAGAAUCAUAACUCUACCUUACCUAGUUUUUGAAUUAUCUCCCUUUAUCAAAUAAGGCUUGUCCGGAGCAUUACUUGAAAAGUAUUAUUGGCAUUUCAUUGAAACUUCACAAAAUGAUAGAGGCCUUUGUCAGGAGGUGCAGUGUCAAAGAACCAUAACUCUACUUUACCUAGUUUUUGAAUUAUCUCCCUUUAUUAUACAAAAUAAGGCUUGUCCGGAGUAUAACUUGAAAAGUAUUAAUGGCAUUUGAUUGAAACUUCACAUAGUCAUAGAGGCCAUUUAGGGGUUACAUUCUACCAAUUCAGUUCCUUCUUUAUUUCAUAUAAACAAUAAAAUAUUCAGACCUCAUUUUCAGCACUUUAGAGCAUUUCAGUGAUAUGAAAACCAUAUAUGGUCAUUUAGUAUGACAUGUCUUCUUAUCAGAAAUAGAAAAAUAUUGACAUGUUAUGUACAUAUUAGAAAAAUAAUCUGUUCUUCAAACCUGGAGGAGGUGGACGGAUAGCUCAGUGGUUUGCACACUGGCCUUCCAAUCCUGAGGUCGGGGGUUCGAUCCCCGGCAGCUACUCGGGAAUUUUCAGAAACGCUUUUCAGUGUUUCCCACCCAACUAGAGGUGUACUGGUCAGGAACCCAGGCAAUCCUUGCUUGUAUCAGUGCUAUACACUGGGCACGUUAAAGAACCAGGCUGUCUAUUCGCAACGAGCUAGGCUAAGUUAGCCGGACAAGCCUGUAUCUGAUU
Mercenaria mercenaria is the source of this 1980-nucleotide messenger RNA. RefSeq names its product WASH complex subunit 1-like. Gene Ontology annotation, biological process: endocytic recycling; exocytosis; Arp2/3 complex-mediated actin nucleation. Bases 86 to 1087 code for a protein of 333 amino acids. Gene Ontology annotation, cellular component: WASH complex; recycling endosome; early endosome. Gene Ontology annotation, molecular function: gamma-tubulin binding; alpha-tubulin binding. Lineage: Eukaryota; Metazoa; Mollusca; Bivalvia; Venerida; Veneridae. The transcript is spliced from 4 exons. The record is from RefSeq and is a predicted model, not a curated record.